AUGUGGAGACAGAAUCUUGUGCCAGCAUGUCUCGUUUUUCUGCUGACGUUCGCCGACGCCUCGCGAUUUCUGAGCCAGAGCAAAGCAUCGCACUUCUUGAGCCGACACAAGAGGGCCAACUCUCUUUUUGAAGAGCACAAGAAGGGCAAUCUGGAGAGAGAAUGCAUUGAGGAGCUAUGCAACAGAGAGGAAGCAAGGGAGAUCUUUGAGAACAUCCCUGAGACGGAGUACUUUUACCCAAGGUAUGUUGUGUGUCUGGGCUCCCACAGAGUUGGCGCCAGCAGCGACAAUUCUGAUUCUGUCAUCCCAUCGGAUCUUCGAACCUGCGUGAAAGAAAUCAGCAAUCAAUGCACGCCAUUUCCAUGCUACAGGGAAGGAACUGAGCGCUGCGUGGAUGGUAAAGCCUCCUAUACGUGUGUGUGCAAGCCUGGCUGGAAAGGGCAAAGCUGUGAGAAAGACAUCGAUGAGUGUUCAGAUUCCGAGUUUCCAGCAGGAUGUAACCACAAUUGUUACAAUAUUCCUGGAAGUUUUCAUUGUACGUGUAAAGACGGCUACUAUCUCAGCGACAACAUCAACUGUGUGGAUAUCAAUGAGUGCCUAAUGUAUCCAAGUAUUUGUGAUGAGCCUUCUAAAUGUGUCAAUACACCUGGCAUGUUUGAUUGUGUGUGUCCAACUGGAUUCAAAUACAACUUCACUUCAAAAAGCUGCAUUGAUGUUGACGAGUGCCAGGUGAGCAUGUGCGAGGGCACUUGCAUCAACAAUGUGGGCAGCUACAACUGUCAUUGCGAUGGCCGCCAGGGUCUCCGCUUAGCAGAUAACAAGCACAACUGUGAAAGGAUCCCAGUUUGUGUGCAUUUGUCUGACUAUAAAUACGCUGAGAUGUUGUACCUGGGGGAGCAGUUUGUAGGGCUUCCUGUGAUAUAUCUUCUCUUCCGUCUGCCAGAGACAACAAAGUUUGCAGCAGAGUUUGACUUCCGCACAUUUGAUCCAGAGGGAGUCAUUCUCUUCGCAGAAUCCUCCCAGGAUUCGUGGUUCAUGCUAGGACUACGAGGCGGCCGCAUCGAAGUCCAGUUCAAAACUCAGCACACGUUAAAGGUCACCAGUGGAGGCAAAGCCAUCAACGAUGGACAGUGGCAUGUGAUCUCUGUGGAUGAACUGGAGAAGAGCAUCAGUGUGAAGAUCAGCAAGGAAGCUGUAAUGAGCAUCACCAGUCCAGAGAGCCUAUUCACUGGGGUUAAUGGUAAACUGGAGACUAAAGUUUACAUUGCUGGUCUUCCCAACCGCACUAACAGCAUCAUAAAACCUAUCAACCCACGACUUGAUGGCUGUAUCCGAGGUUGGAACAUGAUGAACCAAGGAGCAUCUGGGGUGAAGGAGGUCAUCCAGGAGAAGAAAAGUAAACAAUGUCACGUUCAUGUUGAACGCGGAUCAUUUUUCACCGGUGAAGGCUUGGCACGCUUCAAUAUUGACUAUAAUGACUCUGGAAGCUGGAAGGUGGAUUUAAGGAUGAAUAUACGGCCUUCAAGCAGUACCGGUGUCAUCUUUGCUCUAGUUUCCAACAACAGAGUCCCACUGUCGCUGGCCGUGCUAACAGAGGGCGAAUAUGACGCUAACCUGCAAGUUUUCUUGGACGGCGUUUCGGUGGCUACACUGCACUCAAUGCUGUUGUGUUAUCCUGACCGAUUAACAGUGUUGCUGAGUGUAACUCAAACAGAAAUUUCAAUCUCAGCCAACUCAUCGACUGUCAAGAAAAUAUUGCCUGAUGCCCAGCAGGUGGCACUGCAGCACCUCAAUUCCUCCAUGCAGAACCCAGUCAGCACCUACAUUGGUGGGAUACCAGAUGAUGUCCCAUUGGAUUCCACCCCAGUAACAGCCUUUUAUCACGGCUGCAUGGACAUCUCUGUCAACGGCCAGAUGUUGGACUUUGACGAGGCCUUGAGCAAACACAACAGCAUUAAGUCCCAUUCCUGUCCUCCUGCUUUGACCUCAGAAACAGAUGCCCCUCAGCCACAUGGAGAGUGA
Molecule: messenger RNA, 2022 nt
Organism: Nerophis lumbriciformis (worm pipefish)
Lineage: Eukaryota; Metazoa; Chordata; Actinopteri; Syngnathiformes; Syngnathidae
Source: RefSeq, a predicted model, not a curated record